AUGGAGAAUCUCUCGCAUUCUCGGCAUCCAAACAGGUCUUCUUCGGCGAAAAUGAUCAACAAUGGCGGCUUCUUAGGGAAGACGCUGUACGACGACGUAUAUGGCGGCCCGCCGAAGUUCGGCCUCUCGUCUCUCUCGCCUCGUAUGGAGGACUACAGCGAGAUUUUCGGGAGCUUCCACGCGUCACGCGCCUCUUCGAUUCCGGUGCUCGAUGUUCCCGUUGUCGACCAAAACGAGGUCUUCUUCGAUGUACGGAGCUCCGGUUUCGACUACGGCGAGGUUUUCGGGGGCUUUAACGGUCUGGAUUUCGCGGUUGCGUACGACGACCUGGUUAACCAAUCUAAGGGUGGAGAUGGUGACUGUGAUUCCUCUGAUGAAGCUUGGACUCCUGCAGAAUCUGGGUCUCUGUCGGAAGGAUCAGAUGAUUCCGGCAAGAACCAAUGCUUUUCAAAUGGAGAUCCUUUCCAGUCAUUUGAUGGCAGUACAGAGUUCAGCAUAUCAUAUCACACCGCUCAUCAAAAAAGCAAUAAAGAUUCUUUGAACGGGAUGACGCAUGUAACUCGGGCACAUGUUCCUGGAUACACUUUUGUGCUGGAUGAAAACAUUCCUUUGCAACAGACAGAAAAUGAGAAUCCAAUCUUGCAAGUGACUGAUGAUAGCAAGUUAAGUAUGAACUGUAACAUGGAAAGGGUGAACGAAAAGCAUCUAAAAAAGACCAUGUCACACCCCCCUAAUGGUAGUUCUUCUGGACAGGCAUUUGGGGACAACCUUAAUCCUGAAAGGGGAUAUGAUAGAAAUGGUUCUCAUCAUAAAAAGCCUUUUGUAACUAUAUCAGACAUAAGCCUUAGAACUCAGCCCUCUCAUUUGCCACCACCAUCUCGACCACCACCCAUAGUAGAUGGAAACAGUGGAGAUUCCGGUAGAUUGUCUUCAAAUUCUGACACUGUAGCUUCUGAUGGGACUACAGGUGAUAGUUCACCUCCUUUCUUUGAUGUAGAGGUAGAUGCAAGUUCAUCUGCUGCAGUAUCUGCAGCAGCUAUGAAAGAAGCAAUGGAGAAAGCCAAAGUACAAUUGAAAAGUGCAAAAGAGUUAAUGCAGAGGAAGAAAGAGGGUUUCCAAAGGCGUACGAAAUCGGGGUCAAAGAAAGAAAUGAAAGAGAAAGAAAGAAAGGUGGGUGAAAUUGUUGAUGGUUCCAACAGUAUGAAAGAUGAUAGAGAGCAGGGCACUUCUGAAAGAGAAGACAGUGGAAUGAAAUUUGCUGUUAGGAAGGAAAGGCAAAAGGUGUUGAAGACAGCCAGAGAAGUUCCAGAAUCUCUAGAAGAUGAAAAUUCAUUAAAUGUGGCUAAAAAUUUUGCACAAGAGAAGCAUGGGAAGGGAUCUUGGUCAUCUCAGGGGUCUUUCAAAAUUGAUGAAGCUAGUGAAUGGCAAGAAGCAACUCAAUAUUUUGAAUUGGUGGCAAUAGAUGAGUCCAGGAAGGCUUUUGAGCAGGAAAACAAAGAGAAGAUUUUGGUUCAGAACAGAAAAAGUUAUGAGCAUAGGCAGAAAGAAAAAGCAACGAUGGAAGCAUUGGUUCAGCAAGAAGAAAAUGAUAAGAAAGCAAGAGCAGCUAUAGAAGAAGAAUUAGGGAAGCAACCUCGUGAAUGGGAGGAAUGCAGUGCAAAAUUAAAAGCUGCUAAAGAGGCAUGCAGGCGAAAAGAGCCUGAGAAAAAGGUGAAAGUGACUCAUGAAAUUCAUAAGGAGGGAAAGAAUGAGAUGAGUCCUAGCAUGGGUACACUGCCUGCAGAAUCUGAGAAGCAAAGAGACAUCGUGGUAGAGGUUCCAGAUAAAGAAAUUAAGUUCAAAGUUGAGCAGGCCAGGAAGCAGAAAGAAAAUGAUAAAAGAAUUAGAAGUGACAAAAGACUCAAGGAAUCUUGUGGAAGGGAAGAUUUUGAAAAGAGACAAGAAGAAGCUUUGGAGCAGGAAGAGAAUGAAAGAAGGCUUAAAGAGGCGUUGAAACAAGCAGAAAACGAGAAGAGACUGAAGAAGGUUCUUGAGCAGAAAGAAAAUGAGAAGAGGUUAAAGGUGGCUCUUGAGCAGGCAGAAAAUGAGAAAAGGCUAAAAAAUGCUCUUGAAUUGCAAGAGAAUGAGAGCAAAUUAAUAGAGGCUUUUGAAUUGGAAAAAAAGAAGAAACAGAAAGAGGCUACUCAAAGAGAAGAAAAUGAGAAGCGGCAAAAAGAAGCUCUCGAGAGGGAAGAGUAUGAGAAGAGACAAAAAGAGGCUUUUGAAUGGGCAAAUAAGAAGAAACAGAAAGAGGCUGCGCAAAGAGAAGAAAAUGAGAAGCGGCAAAAAGAAGCUCUCAAGAGGGAAGAGUAUGAGAAGAGACAAAAAGAGGCUUUUGAAUGGGAAAAUAAAAAGAAACAGAAAGAGGCUACUCAAAGAGAAGAAAACGAAAAGCGGCUAAAAGAAGCUCUCGAGAGGGAAGAAUAUGAGAAGAGACAAAAAGAUGCCCAUGAAGGAGAGGAAAGUGAGCAAAGAUUUGAAAUGGCCUAUGCUCGGGAUCAGCAAUAUGACAAAAAAGGAUUAAUGGAGGCCAAGGACAUAGAAGGAACUGAUGUAACAUUAAAGGAAGUGUUUGGGCAAGUAGAAAAUCAGAACAUAAGAAAGGCUAGUGAUUCGGAACAGACUGGGAAGACUGUUAAAGUUGCUGGUGACUGGGAAGAACAGAAGGUCCUAAACAAAACAAAUGAGGGAACAGAGAGGAAUGAAAAUGGUCAGGAACCAAGAUCAGUUAAAGGCUUGCACAUGGAAGAGGGGGAUCUAAGGGUAUCUGAUGAAACAUGUAACCAAGGUUGUAAUAAGGACUCUCAAGCGACUCAAAUAGCCAGCAAACAUGAUGAAAACAGUGAAACAACGGAAGCAACUCAAAAGGCCCCCACUCAUGAAGAAAAUGGAGAGAAAAGGACUGAACACAAAAUUAGUGAUACACAACCAGAAGUAACUGAACGAGUAAGUGUGUCAACUGACUUAAAAUUCAAAGCAUCUAAAGUUUCCCUAGAGGAUUUAGAAAAUGGAGAGAACCGGUUCAGAAGGGAAGACUCCAAUGUUUCUCUUCCUUUAGAUGAUAGUGUGAAGAAAGCAAGGGAAGAAAUUAGGGCUGAACCUAAAGCUAGCAAAAGGGAAUUGGGGGAAUUUGAAAUGGAAAAUGUGCAGGUUGAUGAAAAGUUCAAAGCAUCUGGCAUGGCCCAAGGAGAAAUAGAACGCGGGAAUUGCCAAGUUAGAGUGGAUGAUGCCUACGAGUCAAUUCCUUUAGAUAAGCACACGAAGAAGGCAGGAGAAGCUGGCAGUGGCAUUGUACAACCACAAGUUGAGCAAUUUAAGAGUACCUCUCGAAUGGAUUUUGAUCAUGAAACUAAAAAGAUGGAAUUUGUUCAGGAAUGGAAAGAGGGUGAAAAGGACUUGAAGGGAGUCCAAGCUGGCUCAAGUCGGGAAGAAAACAAGACAGCGAACUCAACCCCUGAACCGGUGAAAGAGUUUGUUGAAAAUAAAAGGAAAACAGAAGCAGCUUAUCCAGUCAUGGUAGAAGUAAACAGCCAGAAAUCAUCUCAGCAAGUUAAUUCAAGCCAGGUGCCAGAGAGAAAAGAUAAGAAUCUUAAAGAGACCCUUAAAAAUGGGGAGAAAGAAACUGAAAGGUUGAAAAGAGAAAGAGAGCUCGAAAAUGAUCGCCUUAGAAAGAUAGAGGAAGAAAGAGAAAGAGAGCGGGAAAGAGAAAAGGAUAGGAUGGCUGUUGACAGAGCAACACUUGAAGCUCGCGAAUGGGCAUAUGGGGAAGUUCGUGAGAGGGCUGAAAGGGCUGCUAUGGAGAGAGCAACAGCUGAAGCUCGACAAAGAGCAAUGGCAGAGGCUCGUGAAAGAUUAGAGAAGGCAUGCACAGAGGCCAGGGAGAAGUCAAUAGCAGGGAAGGCAGCUAUGGAGGCCAGGCUUAAGGCAGAGCGUGCUGCAGUAGAGAGAGCAACUGCAGAGGCCCGAGAGCGUGCUGCAGAAAAAGUAAUGGCUGAAAGGGCUGCUUUUGAGGCAAGAGAACGAGUGCAAAGAUCUGUUUCUGAUAAGUUCUUUGUUUCUUCUAGAAAUAACGGUUUGAGACAUUGCUCUUCAUCCUCGGAUCUACAGGACUCGCAAUUUCAGAGCACUGGGGGUUCAAGAUAUCCAUAUUCCUCAGUUUAUGCUGAGAGAUAUGAGGGAGUUGAAGGUGAAUCAGCUCAAAGGUGUAAAGCAAGACUAGAGAGGCAUGCUAGAACAGCCGAACGAGCGGCAAGAGCUCUUGCAGAGAAGAAUAUGCGUGAUCUUCUUGCACAAAGAGAGCAAGCAGAGAGAAAUAGAUUAGCCGAGAAUCUGGACGCAGAUGUCAGGAGGUGGUCAAGUGGAAAAGAAGGCAACUUGCGUGCAUUACUUUCGACUUUGCAAUAUAUCCUUGGGCCUGAUAGUGGUUGGCAGCCUAUUCCCUUAACGGAUGUCAUAACUGCUGCUGCUGUAAAGAAAGCUUACAGGAAGGCCACUCUUUGUGUUCAUCCUGACAAGUUGCAACAACGGGGUGCAAGCAUUCAACAGAAGUACAUAUGUGAAAAAGUUUUCGAUCUUCUAAAGGAAGCAUGGAACAAAUUCAACUCAGAAGAGCGGUAA
Molecule: messenger RNA, 4656 nt
Organism: Prunus armeniaca (apricot)
Lineage: Eukaryota; Viridiplantae; Streptophyta; Magnoliopsida; Rosales; Rosaceae
Source: the annotation of a GenBank genome assembly